UUUUGCCAAAGUAAAACUUCACUGAAUGAGUGGUAAUUGCACUAUUUAGUUGGACAGGAUUGAAUUCAAGUUGGGCAAGUUCUUUAAAUGCUUACUUUCCUUCUUUGAAUGGAAAUUUUAUAUAACUACUACAAAUAAUGCUACCGCGAAUGAGUUUUGAUUCAGAGAGACUCGUACAUCCACCUGAAUCGGAAGAUUCACAAGGUUCCCAAAACUGAAGCAGCUUCUCAGAAGAUAAUAAUUCUUUACAUAUAUCUGAUUUGAUACAUCUGGUCUGUCAAUCAAGAUGAAACAGUCAGGUUCUAUAUCCUAUUGGAAAAAGCCAGAGCUAAUCUACAUGCAAUGGUCUCACCCAUAAUCAGUUACUAAAAAUUCCAAGAAAAUUGAUCGCAUUCGUCAAGCAGAUAGCACAAGUGCCUCCCUCCAGAAUAUGCGCAAGAUACAGAAGCAAAAGGAUCAAGAAGAACCAAGCAAACACACUUCUGAUAUUCAACCCCAGAACUUAAUAAUGCUCUCCUCUUACUUUCUCUUCCCUAGAAAAACCAUCCAUAAGAUCAGCCAAAGAGGCACACCUGUCUGUGCAACCUACAAACUUAUUAUGGAAGCAUCCAAAGGGUGGUUUCCGGAAGAAAAUAAUUAUUGCCUCCAAGGUGGAACAUUGUCGCCGACAUAUAUCACUAAAGUUGACGAACCUUUGAUUCUCCUCUUCGCAGAAUGGACAAACUGUGGGAUAUUCAUUCGCAAUCCCUUCUGACCGAAUUCAUGGAGAAUCACUACGGAUCAUGUUAGAACUUUAAGACCAUAAUUCUGCGAAAAGUACCUACAACAUCACAUUUUGAGCUCCCUAACAGCAGUAGAUGUGGCCAUCAUAAAGACAAUGGUAAUACUGUUUCCUUUUUCCUUGUAAAUGUCAACCGUAAAAUUCUCAGGCGUACAGGAAUAAAGAUGGCAAUACACAUGAUGACAAAAGAGAUCCAGUAGUGUCGAAAGGAUAGGGUCAGAUAUGACGAUACAACAAGUGAACCAAAUAAUGACGCCCAAAAGAGAGCCACCAAGACAUCAACCCUGUACAGUAUUACAGAUAAUAACAUUAGGUCUCUGCUAAGCAACAAUCAAUUAUGAUUAAAAUGAAGCUAAAGAAACCAUAUAAGCCAUCAAAUCAUCUGGGCCAUGGCGAUGGUACAAUUAUUCUUAGUGAUGCUUGUAUUAUUCAACAGCAUUCAUGAUGUAAGAUAUGAAGUGAUCUUUGAUUUGUGUGUCUCAUCCCAGUACAUCAACAUGAUUUACCAGUAUUAGAACUGAAGUUUGAAGUUUCAACUGAUGCUGACAUGCACGUAGCAUUUCAAAGUAGGCAAAACUAAUCAUACAGCUCUAAUAUGCAGAAAAGAACUAUCAAAAGAUUGCCUAUGUUUUUAACUCAACUCCUAGACUUGUAUAGAAAAGAUAGAACAAUUUUAUAGCUUCAUUACCCAUCCUAAUUCAAAGCAAUAAUGAGCAGAACAUAUUGAGAGAGAGGGAAUUUGGAUAUGUAAAACUACUAGCUUGGAACAAAUCUGAGCUUCAACAAAAUCCGAUCCAACCAUCAUCAGAUGAAGAGUUUUUUUCAAUUGCAUAAUAAAAUAUACAAGUCCAAGAAAAAGUUCUAUUCCACUUCCAAGCCAAAAAGAUUUUACUCAGCAGAGGCAAUCUUGAAAAAUAGCCAACUAAGCUAUUGGCCUUCACACACUAGACAUAGACACUGAUAACGGACAAGCUUCCUGCAGCCAACUUUGACUGAAAGAGAAUGAUAUUUUGCUUAGUUUUCUAAUCUACCGAAAAUGAUUAUUAACUAUAGAUUCUACAACCAAUCGUUAUUCAGGUGAAUUUCAAACUAAAGGAAUACUAAUGGACAUAGACAGAACUAAAUCCUGCAACAGAAAGGCAAAUGGGAAUAGACAAGCACAAGUAACAUGAAUGCUUUUAGCGAUCAACUCAGUAAACAUUUCAAACAAUGUCCUAUAGAUUCAUUCUCAACGUCUAAAGUUUUUUAAUGUCCAAAAGUCCAUUAAUGCCACCCUCAAACCCAACAAAAAUUCCCUCUUCGUACCCGAUCCAACCCCACCCAUCAAGCAUUUUUUACUUGAUUUGCUAUCACCAAUAGCAGUAAAGUUGGAAACUUUGUAUCACAACAAACGAUAAAGAUGAUUUCCUAGCUUUUUCAUGACACAAUCCCUGCAUUCGUGAGCUUUGUAAGCCCAGAAAAACACAAAAGAAUAUAGCCUUUUCUCAGGUUUGGUUCUAGUGAAACUUAUCUAGUAGAGACUAGUGAGAGAAAUUGAUAAUCGCUACAGCCUUUCUUGACUACGGAAUCCAAAUAGCAUAAAUCGAGACUUCAACUUAUUCAAUUCACCCAGAGAAAAAAAAAACUGCAGAAUGUCUCCCAUGACAAAACAACUUCAAACGAAAUUAGGCGAAUAAAAAAAAAGAAAAAAGAAAUAUGAACUCGUACCAGGUAUUGAGGAAGGGUUUAGGAGAGAAGAUGACGAGAGCGGGACAUUUACGCUGGGAUCGGAUCUGGUAAUCUCGGAGCUGCUCCACCAGCUUCGACCGAGUAAUCAUCUGGGGCCCCGGAUUAAAAAAAAACCGUCAAUCAAUCAACACGAAGAAUUACAAUUCCGGCGGCAGCUCAAGGAGGCGCUGCCUCUGAGUUUGGAGGGAAUUGAGGCGGAGGGAGUUAGUUGCUAAUAAGCCAGUAAACCAUGAAUCAAUUAACCCAAACAGUUAGAAUCGUUGGCGCGGUAGCGUUGCCAGUGCGCGGGCUUCUUCAAGGGGAAUCUUUCCGGCCAGAUAAAAUCGUCACACGGACUCAACGUUUAUUGUGUGUUGUUGAUUGGAAAAAUUUCUUUCCAACAUAAGUCGUUUAGGUAAAAGCACGUUUCUGACAACUAGCUGAAUCUGGUGCUAUUUUGCUGGGCUUUUCACACAAUAAGAAGUAGUUGGAGAGAUUUGGGCUCUUGCCAUUCUAAUUAGCUGAGUAAAUCCGGCCCAUAAAACUUAAUGGGAUUCACCUUCAUAAUCGCAGAUAAUUAUGAAUUUAUUGAUAAUAAAUAAAACUCCAAAUGCCAAAUGGUGGUAGUCAAAAAGCGGUCCAAAUUUAAAGCACUUCCAUGCACGCUAAUCUAUAAACACAAAGCCGGCCUAAUCAGUAAUCACCGAAUUCAAUUGACAUAGCCAGGACCUUGCUCCUCCUUUCACUUUCCUUCAAUUAUAGCCAAUAAUAAACAAUACCCGAUUUGAUUUUGGUUUUGGAGCCUGUUUAAGUCGGGCCAAUGUGUUAGUAAUUUUGUUAUCAAAGAUGGUUUUUUUUUUUAAAUUUUUUUUUUUUUUAGUUUGUACGAAUAGUAUGAUCAGCUAAUUUGAAAGAGGGGGAGGAAUAGAGAGGAAAUGAUAAAUAAAAUUGGGAACAAAUGCGAAGAUUUUUGAGGAGGGGACGCGUAUCUGAUGUUGUGGGAAGCAGUAACAACAAGGGUGGUUACACUUGGCUCGAUAGAACAGGAAGAGAGAGAAACCACAACGGCAACGAUACUACGAUCAGCACCAAAACAACAGCAGCAGGGGAGAUGGCAUUAGCGGGUAGGGAGAAAGAAAGAGAUCUGGAACGAUUGAUACCCCUUGGUGGAAUCACUACUGACACCGUCAAUGGAGGCCCUGUUGGGUCUAAAUCCUCUUCCCCUUCCGAUUCACCGCUUGCUUCUUCUUCUAUAUCUCACCACUCCGGCAAAGAGGCAUUUAGCAAAGUCAUCCGCAGCUGGGCGUCUAAAAAGUUUAUGUCUGGAUGUGUCAUCUUGUUUCCAAUAGCCAUCACAUUUUAUAUCACUUGGUGGUUCAUUCAUUUUGUGGAUGGGUUCUUCUCCCCAAUCUAUGCGCAUCUGGGGAUAAACGUGUUUGGUCUGGGAUUUGUAACCUCAAUUACUUUCAUCUUUUUAAUUGGAGUGUUCAUGUCAUCUUGGUUGGGGGCCUCACUUCUAGGAUUAGGAGAAUGGUUCAUUAAAAAAAUGCCCCUUAUAAGCUACAUCUAUGCUGCUUCAAAACAAAUCAGUGCUGCCAUUUCACCAGAUCAGAAUUCACAUGCCUUCAAGGAAGUAGCAAUUGUGAAGCAUCCACGAAUUGGUGAAUAUGCACUGGGCUUCAUCACAUCAAGUGUUAUCCUUCGGAAGACUUCAGGUGCAGAGGAACUCUGCUGUGUUUAUCUACCCACUAACCAUCUUUAUCUUGGAGAUAUUUUCCUUAUCAACUCCAAAGAUAUAAUGAGACCAAAUCUCUCUGUUAGAGAGGGAAUAGAGAUUGUCAUCUCCGGAGGCAUGUCCAUACCAAAGAUAUUGAAUAUAGUUGAUGUUCAAUCCAUUCUAUCACCAAGAGUGGGCAAAUUUGCUGUCCCACAAGUUUAA
Messenger RNA from Oldenlandia corymbosa var. corymbosa, 4427 nucleotides. The record is from the annotation of a GenBank genome assembly. Lineage: Eukaryota; Viridiplantae; Streptophyta; Magnoliopsida; Gentianales; Rubiaceae.